This is a messenger RNA of Rotaria sordida, 2103 nucleotides long. Lineage: Eukaryota; Metazoa; Rotifera; Eurotatoria; Philodinida; Philodinidae. The record is from the annotation of a GenBank genome assembly.
AUGCGUUUACAAAUAAUUCGUGCUGGUAUUGAUUAUGGUGAUACUAAUCAACAUGAAACAAAUACAAAUAAUAAUAACAAUAUGUCUGAAGUUUUUAAAAAAAUUGAACGUGAUAUUGAGAAUUUAUUUGGUGCUAUUGAAAAUCUUCAAACAACAGCUAAUGGUAUUCGUCAAGAUUUUAAAUCAGCUCUUGAUAAAUAUAAUAAAUAUCAACAAGAAAAACUCUUAUCAAAUAAAACAAAUACAUCUAUAACACAACCAUUAAUAUCAAAUAUAAAUCGAUUACAAAAUAAUAUUAAUUCACAAGAAAAAAAUUUAUCAUCAACAAAAAUUCAAAAUGGUAAUAUUGAACAACGACCAAUACGUUAUCCAGCUGAAGAUAUUCGAUUUAAAAAUAAACCACAACAAGAAAAUAUUGUACCUAUUCCUGUUACACCACAACAAAUUCCAUUAGUUUCAAAUGUUUAUCAAGAUGAUGAUGAAGAUGAUGAUGAUGCAUUAACUGAACAGAAUAAUAGUAGUACAGCAAUUAGUCAAUCUUUACCAAUAAUCGAUAUUGAAACAUUAUUAUUAAAUGUUGGUGAAGAUUUUCAAGCACUUGUUUCAAUAGCUGUUAAUCCAUCAUAUUUCUUUGUUCAAAAUACUUUAUAUACACAUGAUCUUGAAAAACUUGCUCAAAGCAUGAAUGAUUAUUAUUCAACAACUGAUCCACCAUCAAUACCUUAUAAACCAAUGGAAAUGAGUUGUUGUGCAGCUCGUUAUUCAGUUGAUAAUCGAUGGUAUCGUGCUCGAAUAAAACGAUAUAGUUCUGAAACAACUGUUGAACUUGUUUAUCUUGACUAUGGCAAUAAUGAAGAACGUAAUAUUAAUGAAUUACGUCCACUUGAUCCAGCUUUUUCUCGUUUACCUGCUCAAGCUAUUUGUGCAGCACUUGAGUUAUUACCAAUCAAUGGUGAUAAUAAUAGUUCAUGGACAAAAAAAGCUAGUUUUAAAUUUCAUGAAGAUACAUUAACUAAACCACUUGAUGUACGUAUUAUUGCACAACCAACUUUACAAUGGCCAAUGUAUUUUGUACAACUUACAAUUGAUGAACAUACUGAUGUUGCUGAAACAUUAAUAUCAUUACGUCAUGGUCGACGAGCAUCACUUGCUGAAAUCGUACAAAUUGUUGGUCCUCGUCUUGAUCUUAAUGAUUUUGCUGCUUAUAAUUUACCAAAAGAAAUUCUACAACAAGCAACACAUCUCAUACUUUCUCAAAGACAAUCACAUAAUGUUUCAAAUAUGUCGAAUGUUAUGAAACAAGAUGGUGGAAUGCAGGGUAAAAUUUCAUCAAAUUUAUCCGGUAGAAUUUCUCGUUCAAGUAAUCUUCCAUUGAUUAGUUUAAAUUUAAAUGAACAUAUUGGUUCAUGUACAAUAACAUCAAUAACAUCACCAUCACAUUUUUUUAUACAAUUAACAGAAAAAAAUAAUUUCGAACAAAUUUAUAAUAGUGUUAAUGGAACAUAUCUCGAACGUAUAUCAUGUGAUCGUAUGACACGUUUAAAAACAUUUUCAUUAAAUACAUUAGGUGUUGCAAGAAAUAAUCGUGAUCAACGUUUUUAUCGUGUACAAAUUAUAAAUUAUGAUCGUGAACGUAAAACAUUACUUGUACUUUGUUUUGAUUUUGGUGAAUAUAUAACAAUACAAGAAUCAUCAUUAUAUGAACUUAUACCUGAAUAUCAAAUAUAUCCACCACAAUUUAUUAAAUGUUCAUUAGGUUUAAUACAUUCAAUUAAUGAAGAUUGGUCACGUGAAGCUAUUAAUUUAAUGAAUCGUUUUAUUGGUGGAAAAGGUUUUAAAACAUUUCGGUUUUAUUCAUUAAAUACAUCAAUACAAACAAUCAAACUUGGUGAUCCACUAUUACCUAUUAUAUUAUGUGAUAUGAAUAUAUCAAUUAAUUCAAUAAAUGAACAAUUAGUUGAAAGAAAACUUACAAUACCUGAUUCAAAUUAUAUGGAAUAUAUACGUAUUGCUAAUGAUGCAAUGAAUGAUUUAAAUGGUUAUAAAAAUCAACAAAUCCAAUUGAUGUUCGAUAUGAACAACCACAAAAAAACCGAUCAAUAA